Molecule: messenger RNA, 2579 nt
Organism: Danio rerio (zebrafish)
Lineage: Eukaryota; Metazoa; Chordata; Actinopteri; Cypriniformes; Danionidae
Gene: lmf2b
Product: lipase maturation factor 2b
Biological process (GO): protein maturation
Cellular component (GO): endoplasmic reticulum membrane
Source: RefSeq, marked validated
ACUUCAUUUUUCCAAUGAGCAUUAGCGCUCGAAUCAGCCGAAACAAAGUGACACCUCAUCCCUCCAGCAAGCCUCAAACAUGGGGGAAAUCAAAACGCCCAGAAAAUGGUUCCUGAGCAGCAUCGCGCUCAUUUACGCGUGUGCUUUCGCAUCCGUCUACGUCCAGAUACCAGGUUUGUAUGGAGAUGAGGGUAUUCUUCCAGUGCGUCUGCAGAUGCCGAAGAUGCAGCGACCCCUGUUGGAGCAGCUCCAGGCCUCCCCAUCGCUGCUGUGGCUGGGGCCGUCUCUGGGUCUGGAGCCCCAGCAGGUCCUGGAGCUCAUCUGCCUGUUGGGAGUGCUGCUCAGCCUGGGCGCUGUGCUACUGGGGACCCUGAGGGACAGUCUCACCUACCUCUGCCUGUGGGCCCUCUACCUCUCACUCUAUAACGUCGGGGGAGACUUUCUCCACUCUGAAUGGGAUGUGCUGCUGCUGGAGGCUGGUUUUCUGGCUGUGCUUGUAGCUCCGCUGGGUUUGCUGCGCAGCCACUCCCGUCACGCUUUCCACGAUUCGUUGACCUUCUGGAUGAUUCGCUGGCUCUUCUUCCGGCUCACCUUCUCCACAGGUGUGAGCAAACUGGCCACUGGAGACCCUGCGUGGUACGACCUGUCAGCAUUGAGUCAUCAUUUGGAGGAUCAGAUGAGUCCCACUCUUUUGGCCUGGUACGUCCAUCAGCUUCCAGAAUGGCUGCUGAAAUUAGGAGCGGUGGUUAUGUUGCACAGCGGGAUAUGCAUUCCUCUUCUGACGUUCUUUGCUCCCAUUCGCCGCCUCAGACUGUUCGGCUUUUACGUUCAGCUGUUUCUCCAGCUCUUCCAUAUCCUGACGGGUAACUGCAGCCUUCUGAACCUGCUGAGCAUCGCCCUCAGCUUCUCUUUGCUGGAUGAUGAUCAUUUCAAUACUCCUUCAAAGAAGAGGAAGGGCCAGGAAAAGAAGACCAGAAGCUGGCUGCAAACCCUGGCCUCUGGUUUUGUUCUUCUGGUGGAGUUGGCUGUGUAUGCGUUCAUCCUGUACAGUGCCAUUACACUCUACCAGCUGCAGAUCGACUGGGAACAAAAAAGAGUGUCAGCCAAAACAGAUUUCAGUCAUGGGAGAUUUGCUGCGUUUGUCCUGCACAUCCAGGAACUCACUAUCUGGGUCGGUGUGCUGUCGUUCACAUGGGAAGCCGUGAAUGCCAUGCUAAAGUGUUUGUGCACUCGAGGCAUUGUGAGCAAGCUGUGGUCCCUCAUACAAUGGGCGCUCGUCACCGCGGCUGCUGUGGCCGUCUUUGCCCUCAGUGUGGUUCCAUACUCUACUCUGCCUGGCAUGUCAUCCACUACAGUGUUUCCUAAAGUGCUAGACUUGUACAGGGCGGUGGAGAAAUUUCACCUGGUCGGGGCGUACGGUGUCCAGCACAGACCGAUCUCCACCGAGGGACGCCCGGAGAUCAUUUUAGAGGGCAGCUACGAUGGUCUCACAUGGACGGAAAUGAACCCCAUGUAUAAACCCGGAGAUGUGAAUGACAUCCCACCAGUAGCGGGCCCUCAUCAGCCGCGUCUGGAGAGUAUGAUGUUUCAGGCGACUCAAAAAGGACAUGAUCAUAACCCCUGGUUUGCAGGCCUCCUCCAGCGCCUCCUACAGGGCAAAGCAGAUGUCAUUGGUCUGCUGCAGGUGGAUGAAGCGCAGUAUCCCUUCAGUCAGAAGCCACCGGCUCUGAUCAAAGCCAAACUUUACCACUACCACUUCACAGACCCGGUUAAAGACAAGACUCAUCAGAAGGCUUGGUGGAGGCGACAGUACAAAAAGGAGUUUAGUCCUGCUGUGAAUCUUGAUGAUCCGAAGCUCAACAGACUGUUAGAUGAGUCUGGACUGAAGGAGAAAUUCCCAAUUCAGCCAGCCACCGACACGCCACUAUCCCAAACCCUCAUCCUCAUUCGGGACCCCAUCAAGCACCUCUCGGGGGCCCUGGUGAUAUCAUCAUUGCUAGCCACUGUGGCCAGCAUCUUCCUCAUCAGAGUAAUCUUCUCCAGCUUUACAGGAGGCCAAAAACCUAGAACGGCUUCAGCCGAUCACAGGAACAAGAAGCCCAAAGAGCCAUCUGAAACUGUGGAGAAAAGCCACACAAUGUCUGCGUCCAGCCGGCCCGGCAAGAAGGACUCAAACGAAAAAAAGGUGGACUCAGAUAGAAGCCCUCGCAAGAGGAAAUGAGCCACUAGUGCCUUCAUCUUUCGGCCAAAUGCAAUGACAAAUGAAUCUCUCUCAGGUGUACAUUUUGUUUUUUCUAAGGUCGAGUGGAUUUGCUGUCUGUUACACACUUUGAGUUUUGCUUGUUUACCACUACACACACCGUUUUAUCCGUCUCUCACACACUCAGUCAGAUGAGCGGUACUCGUGCUACUGGAUGUAAUUGGCUUUGAAGCGAGUCCAUUUUUUUAAGCCGUCACCUGCUACACACUUCUUUAUUCGAUACACACACAGUGGACGUCCCAAAGAUGACAACGAAAAGCACAAAUGCUGAUUUGUUUUUGAUGCUAUUUAACUCAUUAAACGGUUGUUGAUUAAAUGA